AUCGUAGGGAGUUGUCUCAGAUACUACACACCCAAACACGGCCAUGAUUACCCAAAUCACCAUGGAUGCACUACGUAUCUAUAUGCAAAAGAUAUCGCGCCAAACCCUAGCCUUAGCAGCCUCAUACAUACACGCACACACACACACACACACACACACACGCGCGUUCUAUUGCCUCACUACUCCGUUCCAUUAUUACCACGGCCCCAGAAUGGCAAUCUCAGCGUUUCAACCCGCCUCGGAUCAGAAUCUACAGGGUUCUCGCUUCUGACCGACUGGCUGGGCCUCGAGUCCGAUGUAUAUUUGUGA
Bipolaris victoriae FI3 is the source of this 309-nucleotide messenger RNA. RefSeq lists its product as hypothetical. Lineage: Eukaryota; Fungi; Ascomycota; Dothideomycetes; Pleosporales; Pleosporaceae. The annotation marks the transcript as partial. The record is from RefSeq and is a predicted model, not a curated record. The transcript has a single exon.